UACGCAAUAAGUGCUCAAAGAGUCAAAUAACACAUACGAUUCAAAUUGAGUUCAUUUAAAAGCAACAGUCUAUAUUGAGUACAAACCAUCAGAUGGAACUGGACAAACAUGUCAUUUUGGUUCUUGUGUUCAACCUGGGUUGUGAAGCCUGUUUGAUCUCAUUUAAUCUUGAGUAUUAUUAAAGUCAUUUAUGUACAAUGUGAAGAUUUAGAUUAUUAAUUAAGUGUCUCAGUAAUAAUAAUCUUUCAUUAUUAUCAUUGUUAUCUCUAUCAAUUUAAUGAUUCAAUUGGUGACUGGAAGAUCUAUCUACAUUUACAAAAAUUAAGGAAUACAAGUCAAGUGAUCAAGCGAGUAAUUUUACAUUUGCCUGGGUUACACCUGACAAACCGAGUUUAUUGGUCUGAAAGAAAGCUAUUGGCGUUUUUAUUGGAAGGAAAUAUUGUUGGUUAUUGCUGCAACAUUAUUUAUUAUGAAUCCCAUAUUCAUUUAUAACAGGGUCUAUUCCAGGAAUAUCAUUUAUUAGGAAGGAGAACUAAAGGAGAGAAAGCAAUAUCUAGGUAUCCAACCAAAGUCAACCAAAACAACCCAUCUGAUGAGCUCUAUCAACUUAUCCUCUUGAAUCUCUUCAAAAUACCUGUAUUUCCCCAUCAUCAGUAUUCCCCGUGUUUUCAUGGUGUUCACUUUGUUUCUUAUAUUGGUUAAUGACUUACAAUGAAGUCAUAACUCGGGUAAAUUUACCGGGAAAGUAAUCGUUUUGAGCACUGGUCCAACUUCGACAUUUGAAUAAUCAUUCAAUAUUAUUUUUAUCAUCACAACUUCUAGCUUUAUAAAAAGCAUUUUUUUCUGUGAGACUCUUGUCAGUUGUAUCGCUAAACUUUCUUCAUCAAUUUAAAUCAUAUUUCACCUGACAAGUUGUGAAUUAAUUAUUGAAUACCCUGUGAUCCAGAUCUAUUGGUUUUAAACAGUCAUAGUGCCAUCUUUAAACUGAAGAUCAUCGUAUAUUUGUCAAAAUGUCGGAACGAAGUGAACUUAAAGUUGCUCGAUGGUACUUUGGUGGUGUUGCUUCUGCCAUGGCAGCCUCUUGUACUCAUCCACUCGAUCUGUUGAAAGUCCACCUUCAAACCAGCUUUGCAGAACAAGGAGGCCAUGUCCAAGCUACUCUACUCACAACAACAAGUUCAAUUGUUCGCAGUCAAGGAGUCAUUGCGCUUUACAAUGGUCUUACUGCGUGUCUCUUAAGGCAGCUUACUUAUUCAACUACUCGAUUUGCUGUUUACGAAGCAAUCAAGCAAAGAUUAGUUACAAUUGACCCAAAUGACCCUAAAGGUAUACCCAAUAUGCCAUUCUACCAAAAAGUUUUAGCUGCUGCUUUUUCUGGUGCUGUUGGUGGCUUCGUGGGAACUCCGGCAGAUAUGGUUAAUGUUAGAAUGCAAAAUGAUAUCAAAUUACCAUAUAAUGAGAGAAGAAAUUAUGCUCAUGCAUUCGAUGGUAUACUUCAAGUUUACAAACGCGAAGGAGUUUCCAGAUUAUUCAAUGGAGCAACUUCAGCCACCUCUCGAGCUGCCUUAAUAACGAUCGGUCAAAUAUCUAUGUAUGAUCAAUUCAAGUACAUGAUGAUGAAAUAUGCUCCAAAUGUUUUCGAAGACAAUCUAAACACGCAUUUUAGUGCAAGUUUCCUGGCUGGAGCUUGUGCUACAACCAUGACCCAGCCAUUAGAUGUAAUAAAAACUCGUAUGAUGAACGCACCGCCCGGAGUUUACAGAGGCAUAGCACACUGUGCGGGUACAGUUUUUAAAGAGUGUGGACCUUUAGGUUUCUUCAAAGGUUAUGUUCCUGCGUUCGUCAGACUUGGACCUCAAACUGUUUUAACCUUUAUAUUUUUUGAACAAUUGCGUAUACGUUUUGGAAAAAGUCGUUAAUUAUUGUUGUUUUGUUGAUUAUAUUAUAUCAAUUAUCUUCGCUGUUCAGAUGACAUUAUUUAGUUUAUUGAAUCUAAAAUACAAUGGCUCAAAAACAUGGAUAAAAUAUCGUGUGGUUUUAUUCUAAUUUUAUUGUAAUUUCAUCGUUGUUCAACGUUUUCAUGACACUACUUUACCUGUCUCAAAUUCGUCUCAUUUUAAAUUUUCAUCAUCUCCUUGCCAAGACAUCAUUCCUACCUUUAUUCUGGUUAACUCAUAUAGAACUCAAUCUAUUUCAUUGAAGACAUUUAUUGUUAUACUCAAAUCUAAUCAAAUGUGAGCAAAAUUUUUGCAAUUCAAUCUUUUUCUGAUGUAAAUAGAAUCUUGUUUGGUGUUAAAAAUUCAAUAAAAUGUUGUAAAACAGCAA
Messenger RNA from Tetranychus urticae (two-spotted spider mite), 2325 nucleotides. RefSeq names its product mitochondrial dicarboxylate carrier. Gene Ontology annotation, biological process: transmembrane transport. NCBI's taxonomy places the organism in Eukaryota, Metazoa, Arthropoda, Arachnida, Trombidiformes, Tetranychidae. The record is from RefSeq and is a predicted model, not a curated record.